Messenger RNA from Striga asiatica, 678 nucleotides. NCBI's taxonomy places the organism in Eukaryota, Viridiplantae, Streptophyta, Magnoliopsida, Lamiales, Orobanchaceae. The record is from the annotation of a GenBank genome assembly.
GACGAUAAAAUACUUGUUCGUUUGCAGAUGCCCUCUAAUGGUAAACCUCAUAUGUUUGUGUUUUUAAACUUCUUUCAAAUUUAUCUUCUGCACGGUAAAAAGGAGAAAUAAACACAAAUAAACCACAGCAAAGCAAAUAUGGCGGCCAUCGGAAACUGUUCUCUACUGGCGGAGAGAAUCCCCCAAAUCCCUCUUACUAGAGAGUAUGUUAUUUCAUAUUCUCAGUUUACUCUUUCGAAGCAUGCUGAUUCUGUGGAUCUCUCCUGGAAUUUGCGUCUUUCUCCGAGCUUUUUCUUCCGCAGAUAUAAACCGUACACUCGAGGCUUAAGCAUCAACACCAAAGCUAACAAUCAACCCACCGCAAUUCAGGCCAAACAUGAAAUUCCCAAAAUGCUCGACAUGAAUUCGAAACUGAAGGUGUCCGAAAAACACGAUCUUAGCAUACUGAUCUCGUGCAAAGUCUGCGAGGCACGUUCGAUGAAGACCAUGGCUGGCGAUUCAUACAAGGAAGGCGUUGUUAUUGCCAAGUGUGAUGCCUGUGGCAAUUUGCACGUUAUUGCUGAUCGAUUUGGAUUGUUUGAGGAGCUUGGUAGUGUGGAGGACUUUUUGGCUGCUCGUGGGGAGGAAAUCAAGGACGGUCCAUGUGGCACUCUGAACCUGACGCUAAAAACAACCUAG